UCAAUAAAAAUCAAAGCUUUUUUGCUUUUCAUUAGUUUUUGUUUGAAUAAAAUUUUGGUGUAAAUAUGGAUAAAACUGAGCAACAAGAGGUCCCAGCAGGAUGCUGCUUCCCCCUUGCCUCCAGAAAGGGCAGCUUCAAGAUUGUCAAGACCAUUUCUGACAGAUUCGGCGGCAGAUCAGAUCAUUCAGACAACGGCUCCUCGAGAUCAUUCUCCUUCGGGAAGAGGAGGAGCUUCAAGAAGAGUGGCAACUUAGUUGUCUGCUUCGGGGAGCUGCUGAUUGAUUUCGUGCCAAACGUCGCCGGAGUUUCUCUGGCGGAAGCUCCCGGCUUCAAGAAGGCCCCCGGCGGCGCUCCGGCCAAUGUCGCCGUCGCGAUCUCCCGCCUGGGCGGGUCCUCAGCGUUCGUCGGCAAGGUUGGGGAAGACGAGUUCGGACACAUGCUGGCGGACAUUCUGAAAGAGAACAAUGUGGACAACUCCGGCAUGCGAUUCGACAGCCACGCCAGGACAGCGUUGGCCUUUGUGACUCUCAGAGCCGACGGGGAGCGUGAGUUCAUGUUCUUCCGCAACCCCAGCGCUGACAUGCUUCUUUCCGAGCCUGAACUCGACAAGGAUCUCAUCAAGAAGGCAAGGAUCUUUCACUAUGGAUCCAUCAGCUUAAUCGACGAGCCCUGUAGAUCCACGCAUCUGGCUGCCAUGGACGUCGCCCGAAAGGCCGGCUGCAUCCUGUCAUAUGACCCCAACCUCCGCCUCGCUCUCUGGCCAUCCGCCACUGCUGCCCGAGAAGGCAUAAUGAGCAUAUGGAACCAGGCAGAUGUUAUUAAGAUCAGUGAGGAUGAGAUCACAUUCUUGACCGACGGAGACGAUGCCUAUGACCACAAUGUUGUCAUCAACAAGCUGUUCCACCCAAGUCUCAAACUCUUGAUCGUAACCGAAGGCUGCGAAGGCUGCAGAUACUACACAAAGUCUUUUCACGGGAGGGUUAAUGGAGUUAAAGUGCAAGCAGUUGACACCACAGGUGCCGGCGACGCAUUUGUUGGUGGACUGCUCAAUAGCCUUGCUGCAUACCCUCAAUUAUACAAGGAUGAAAAGAAGCUUCGAGAAGCUCUGUCCUUUGCAAAUGGCUGUGGAGCGAUCACUGUAACAGAGAGAGGAGCCAUCCCAGCAUUGCCCACCAAAGAAGCUGUUCUUAAGUUCCUCGAAGGCCCCAAAGCUUGAUGACUAUAUAUAUAUAUAUUGUGUAUAUAAUCUAUAUAUGCAUUCAUUUUUGUGUAUUGCAGCUGUGCUCUUGACAUCUGAGGAAGAAUAAUUAAUUAAUUAAUGUGUAUUGGUCAUAACAUCUCGUUGUAAUUGCACCCAAAAACAUC
Molecule: messenger RNA, 1366 nt
Organism: Andrographis paniculata
Lineage: Eukaryota; Viridiplantae; Streptophyta; Magnoliopsida; Lamiales; Acanthaceae
Product: probable fructokinase-7
Exons: 7
Coding region: 66-1217 (383 amino acids)
Biological process (GO): fructose metabolic process
Cellular component (GO): cytosol
Molecular function (GO): fructokinase activity
Source: RefSeq, a predicted model, not a curated record